Sus scrofa (pig) is the source of this 2025-nucleotide messenger RNA. It is a transcript of the gene TNFRSF25, whose product is annotated as TNF receptor superfamily member 25. Gene Ontology annotation, biological process: signal transduction. NCBI's taxonomy places the organism in Eukaryota, Metazoa, Chordata, Mammalia, Artiodactyla, Suidae. Gene Ontology annotation, cellular component: plasma membrane. The record is from RefSeq and is a predicted model, not a curated record. Gene Ontology annotation, molecular function: protein binding.
GGGGGGGGGUCCCCAGGCGGAGAGAGAGCAUGGUCUCCCCACCUUACCUAAAGCAUGGUGGGGUGGGGCUGCCCGAUUCCUGUCCUGGUGGAAGGGAAACAUGUGCUGGGGCUGCCAGGAACUUUCUAGUCAGCCUCUCCCAAGCCUGGUGUGUGCAGGAGAAGGAAGUCAGUCACCUCCGCCCCCAAGGACCCGGCAGGCCCUCCUCCUCCUGCUGCCCGGUGCCCGGGGCCAGGGCAGCACUCCCAGCGCCCACUGUGACUGUGUCCCCAACCAGAAGAGGAACGGUCUGGUCUGUUGCAGGGGCUGUCCAGCCGGUCACUACCUGAAGGCGCCCUGCACAAAGCCUUGCGGCGCUGCCACCUGCCUCCCGUGCCCCCAGGGCACCUUCCUGGCCUGGGAGAACCACCACGAGACCCGCUGUGCCCGCUGCCAGGCCUGUGAUGAGCAGGGUGAGGGGCUGCCUCAUGUUCAGUGAGGGACUCUUGAGGACAAGCCCCGGCCAGGGUCUUUCCGACGGAAGAGGCUGGCUUGUCCCACCCUGGGCUGGGAGGGCCCCGUGCCCACCAGGCAGGCCCUCUCCCCAGAUCUUGCCUGGGCUGCCUUUGUGGGCUCUCAUCCUGACGACCACCCUGUCCCUGGUCGCGCCCCAGCCUCUGGUCUGCUCUGUGGCGAUCCCCCCUCUUCUCUCACUUUGGGGGUGGCCUUGUCUCUGGUGUCCCCAUCUCCACUCCCCGGGGUUCCUGUCCUGCCUCUCUGUGGGGGUCUCUGGCUCUGACAGCCUCUGCUCCCUCGGUCUCCCCCGCCCCCCACCUCCAACCAGCCCCCCAGGUGGCCCUGAAGAACUGCUCGGCGGUGGCGGACACCCACUGCGGCUGCAGGCCAGGCUGGUUCAUGGAGUGCGUUGUCAGCCAGUGUCUCCUUGGCUCCCCCUUUCGCUGCCGCCGGUGCACAGACUGUGGGGCCCUGCACCGCCACACCCAGGAACCCUGUUCCAGCAAAGACGCCCACUGUGGGGCCUGCCUGCCUGGCUUCUACGAACAUGGCAACAGAGCACCCUUGGGAGCUGUCCUGAGCCCUGUGUGGCUGUCUGUGGCUGGAGGCACAUGUUCUGGGUCCAGGUGCUCCUGGCAGGCCUGGUGGCCCCACUCCUACUUGGCGCCACCCUGACCUACACAUACCGCCGCUGCCAGCCUUGCAAGGCCAUGGUUCCCGGUGAGGCUGGAGUGGAGGCCCUGACCCCCCUACAGGCCACGCAGCUCUCACCCCCAAACAGCACCCACACCCCUCUGGUGGCAGCCGGCAGUAGUGAGAAGGUCUGCACUGUCCAGCUGGUGGGCAGCAGCUGGUCCCCCGGCUCUCUCCAGACCCAGGAGCUGCCCAGCCCGGAAGUGACAUGGCCCUGGGACCAGCUGCCCAGCAGAGCUCUUGGCCCGCCGUCCCCGCCCUCACCAGCGCCCCCCGCAGGCUCGGCGGCCUCCACGCUCCAGCCCGGCCCGCAGCUCUACGACGUGAUGGACGCGGUGCCAGCGAGGCGCUGGAAGGAGUUCGUGCGGACGUUGGGGCUCCGCGAGGCGGAGAUCGAGGCGGUGGAGGUGGAGGUCGGCCGCUUCCGCGACCAACAGUACGAGAUGCUCAAGCGCUGGCGCCAGCAGCAGCCCGCCGGCCUGGCCGCCGUCUACGCGGCCCUGGAACGCAUGGGGCUGGAUGGCUGCGCCGAGGACCUGCGGAGCCGCCUGCAGCGUGGCCCGUGACGCUAGGGCCCACCCACUAGCUCGGGGCUCUGGUAGCCCUUGCAGAAGCCCUAAGUACGGUUACUUAUGCGUGUAGACAUUUAAUGUCACUUAUUAAGCCCCUGGCACGGCCCUGCGUAGCAGCGCCAGCCAGCCUCACCCCUGCGCGCCCCCAGGGUUCCAGCUAAGGCGAGGAAGCAUCAGCGUUGAGGCUCGGGAGGGCGUUGAGAUUGCUCAGCUGUUUCUCCGCCCGAGUUUGGCCAAGGCCUUGGUAUUAAAUCUACGAAGAAAA